AUGAAAAAGAUUCAUUUACUUUUUUUGUUUAUAUUCAUAUUAACAAUAAUUACAAUAACAUUUUUUAAAAAUUCAAAUAAACCAGAAUCAAUUAAAAAUAAUAGAAACAAUUACAACAAUAACAACAACAACAACAAUAAUAAUAAUAAUAAUAAUAAUUUUGAUAAUGUUAAUAAAAAUACAAAUAAUAAAAUUGUAGUUAAUCAAUUUCAAGAUCAAAAUAAUAAUAAUAAUAAAUUUUAUAAUGAUGAAAGAUUAAAAAAAAAUCAUCAAAACAAUGGUCAAAAUGAUAAUAAUAAAAUUCCACAACAUGAAAAUUAUUUAAAAAAGAAAAGAUCACCAAGACCACAACCAACUUUUAAAAAAUCAAAUAAUAAUAAUGAUAAUAAUAAUUUAUUAGAAAAAUUAGAAAAUAAAAUUCAAAUAAUAAAUAAUAAUAAUUCAAUUGAAUUUUUAUCAAUGAAUAAAAUUAAUUGUGAAAAUGGUGGAAUUGGAUUUUCAAGUAAAUGCAUUUGUUCUUAUGGAUUUAAUGGUGACAGAUGUGAGAUUAUUGAUAUAAAUAAUGCAUGUACACAAGUAAAGAUGAAUAUUGAGUAUCUCUAUAACCCAAAUUUAGUAUCCUCUGAUAAAUGUAUAUCAAGUGCACCAAGUAUUUGUUGUUGGUCAAAGUUUAGAACCAUUUCAAAUAUUUCUUUAACAAAAUUACAAGAUUCAACUCAUUCAGAUUUAAAUCAAGUUCCACAACAUAAUGAUAUAAUUAAAUCAAUUUUAACAAGUUAUGGACCAUGGACUGAAAAUGACAAGAAAAUGAUAAGUUAUCUAAUUAAAUCAAAUGAUAAUGAUAUCACUUAUCAAUUAAAAUAUAAUACAAAUCAUUUCAUGUCAAAACACGACCAACAUGAUAAUCAUAAAAAACCAAAAUUAGCAUUUGUCUUAAUGAUUCAUAAAAUUGAUUUAGAAGCUUUAAAAUUAUUAUUUGAUAAUAUUUAUAAACCAAAACAUUAUUAUGUUAUUCAUAUUGAUAAUAAUUUUAAAGAUGAAAAUUUAAUUAAUCAAUUGAAAUCAUUUAUAAAUAAAUUAUAUGAAUUAAAAAUAAAGAAUAAUAUAUUAUUAAAUUCAAAUUAUCCAAAUAAUAUUGAGAUUUUACAUACAAGAUUCGAUGGUGCAUGGGGUUCAAUUGCUUUAGUUUAUAGUGAAAUUGCAUCAUAUACAAAGCUAUUUGAUAUGUUAGAACAUAGACAUUCAAUAACUGGUAGAAAAGAGAAAUGGUCACAUGUAAUUAAUCUCUCAAUUAAUGAUUUUCCAAUUAAAACAAUUGAAAAAUUAGAAUAUUUCUUUGCAAGUAAUGGUAAUAUUAAAAGAAAUUUCUUAAAUGAAGAAGAUAAAGAAAAAGAAAUUAUUAGAUAUAAUAAACCAUGGGUAGAAUGUAAAACAAUUGAAGAUGGUAAAAGUAAUAUUGUUGGAUUUAAUUUUCAAAAUAAUGAUGAUAAUGAUGAAAAUAGUGGUAUUUGUGGAUGUUCAGGUAUGGAACAUACAAUGGAUAGAAGUAAAUAUAAAGAAGGAUCACAAUGGCAUUUUUUAACAUAUAAAUUUGCAAAUUAUUUAAUUUCAGAUUUUAAAGCAAUUAAAAGAUUAUUCUCUAUGAAGUUCUCUUAUAUUCCAGACGAAUCAUUCUUUCAAUUGGCAAAGAGCGAAUCUUAUUUUUUCAAUGAAACUGAUAGUUGGGAUUUCUCAAAUUAUAGAUUCAUCCCUUGGUAUAAUAGUGCAAUCGGUUUAAAAGUUGGUUUAGAAGAAGUUGAAAAUAAUUUUAAUAAUCAAACUUGGAGUUACUUUACUCGUAAAGUUUAUACAACUGAUGUUAAAAAUGCAAUAAUUGAAAAAUAUUUAAAAGAUUAA
Dictyostelium discoideum AX4 is the source of this 1896-nucleotide messenger RNA. It is a transcript of the gene gnt9, whose product is annotated as GlcNAc transferase. Gene Ontology annotation, molecular function: protein xylosyltransferase activity; glycosyltransferase activity. The record is from RefSeq and is a predicted model, not a curated record. Gene Ontology annotation, biological process: proteoglycan biosynthetic process; heparan sulfate proteoglycan biosynthetic process. Gene Ontology annotation, cellular component: membrane; Golgi membrane; endoplasmic reticulum membrane. Bases 1 to 1896 code for a protein of 631 amino acids. The transcript is spliced from 3 exons. Lineage: Eukaryota; Evosea; Eumycetozoa; Dictyosteliales; Dictyosteliaceae.